Cucurbita moschata (crookneck pumpkin) is the source of this 612-nucleotide messenger RNA. RefSeq names its product ethylene-responsive transcription factor ERF098-like. NCBI's taxonomy places the organism in Eukaryota, Viridiplantae, Streptophyta, Magnoliopsida, Cucurbitales, Cucurbitaceae. Gene Ontology annotation, molecular function: DNA binding; DNA-binding transcription factor activity. The record is from RefSeq and is a predicted model, not a curated record. Gene Ontology annotation, biological process: regulation of DNA-templated transcription; ethylene-activated signaling pathway. The transcript has a single exon. Bases 150 to 590 code for a protein of 146 amino acids.
AUUUCAACAUUCAAACAUGGCUGACUUGAUUUCUACAAUAUAUUAUUCCAAUAUAAAUCCCACAGAUUUCUACUAAUUUUGCCUCCAUUUUUGAAAUCAAAAUCUGCUCUGUUUCACACUCUAAUAAUUAGAACCCAGAUAAGCAAAAAAUGGAAGGAAAAAGAUCCACAAACGAACGAAAGAAAUCGCCAAACGAAGCUCGUUACCGAGGGAUACGGCGGCGGCCAUGGGGGAAAUUUGCGGCGGAGAUUCGAGAUCCGUCGAGGAAUGGCGCUCGGCUCUGGCUAGGAACGUUCGACACGGCGGAGGAAGCAGCGAGGGCGUACGAUCAAGCGGCGUAUGCGUUCAGAGGGCAUUUAGCGAUUCUCAAUUUCCCGAAUGAGUACCAAAGUGGGAACCCUAAUUCUGAGGCGGCGUUUGGUGGUUCUACGGCGGCGCCGUCUUCUUCGACGGCGUUUUCUGGAAAUUACUCCGGCAGCAAUGGGAGCCAUGGAUCCAACGAAGUGAUUGAGUUGGAGUAUUUGGAUAAUGAGGUUUUGGAAGAGCUUUUGCAAUCGGAAGAUGAAGGAUUCAAUCGGAAGAACCGAUGAAUUUUGAAAUGUUGAUCCAAAA